CUUUCGAAUACAAUAAAUGGCGGGCCGUUUACAAGUAUUUUGUACGGUUAGAUAAUGGUAAUGGUAAAAUACAGAUAAGCGAGGAAGCUGCGAAUGUUGUCUAUGUCUCGCCAAAAUCAUAUACAGCUAAAUAG
This is a messenger RNA of Ambispora gerdemannii, 134 nucleotides long. Lineage: Eukaryota; Fungi; Glomeromycota; Glomeromycetes; Archaeosporales; Ambisporaceae. The record is from the annotation of a GenBank genome assembly.